ACUGCACAGAAAGUUACAGAGAGAGAGUUGUGAAGGUGCCCACCGAAUCAAAGUGCAUUUCUCUCUAUUUUUGUGGGUUACACAGAGAAAGGAACCGCAAAAGCCUGUCGUUAUAAGUCGCUCUCUCCAAAUGUGCGUCAUCAACACGAUAAUAAAGUCUCACUGGAUAUCUGUAUGAGUUUCUUCAGUGUCGAGCGUGCGGCACAGGUGAAGAUGGCGAAGGGACCGUCACGCGGAAUGUCGCUCUUCGCACCGGCGCUCGCGUGUUUAUCACUGCUGCUCGUGCGCGGCUCGUCGGCGCAGGAUUUGCCCACCAGCGGCGUAAACGGAUACAGUUUGCAUCCACCGUAUUUUAAUCUGGCAGAGGGGACAAAAAUCACGGCUACGACGACCUGUGGAGUGGACGAGAACGGACACCCGGUUCAAGACCUGUACUGCAAACUUGUUGGGGGGCCUGUGUCCGGAGACCCGAGUCAAACUAUUCAGGGCCAGUACUGUGACAUCUGUACCUCUGAAGACACAAACAGGGCUCACCCUAUCAGCAAUGCCAUCGAUGGAACCGAACGAUGGUGGCAAAGCCCUCCCCUCUCCCGCAGUACGAAAUACAACGAGGUCAACGUCACACUGGACUUAGGACAGCUCUUCCAUGUUGCUUAUGUGCUCAUUAAGUUUGCUAACUCCCCACGGCCGGAUCUCUGGGUUCUGGAACGCUCCAUUGACUUUGGGAAAACUUACCAGCCAUGGCAGUUUUUCUCCUCUUCGAAGAGAGAUUGUAUCGAGCGGUUUGGACAGAGGACUAUCGAGCGCAUAAACCACGAUAAUGACGUCAUCUGCACGACAGAAUACUCACGUAUAGUUCCUCUGGAGAAUGGAGAGAUUGUGGUGUCUUUAGUGAACGGGCGACCGGGUGCCAUGAACUUCUCAUACUCUCCCGUGCUGAGGGAUUUCACCAAAGCCACCAACAUUCGUUUCCGGUUCCUGCGCACCAACACACUGCUGGGUCAUCUGAUGGGCAAAGCUUUGAGAGACCCCACAGUCACACGAAGAUAUUAUUACAGUAUUAAAGACAUCAGCAUUGGUGGAAGAUGUGUUUGUAAUGGCCAUGCUGAGGCAUGUAAUGCUCAAGACCCCAAUGACCCGUACAAGCUUCUAUGCGACUGCCAGCACAACACUUGCGGCCCGUCAUGUGAUCGCUGUUGCCCCGGCUUCAACCAGUUUCCAUGGCAACCAGCUACUACUUACAGUGCCAAUGAAUGUGAAGCAUGUAACUGCCAUCGACACUCAUCGACGUGCCACUACGAACCAGAGGUAGAGCAGCAGAGAGCCAGUCUCAACAUGCAGGGCGAAUACAGGGGCGGAGGAGUGUGUGAAGACUGCCAGCAUCACACCACAGGUUAUAACUGUGAGCGCUGUGUACCUGGAUACUACAGGUCACCUGACCACCCUCUGGAGUCUCCAUUUGCCUGUUCAAAGUGUCAGUGUGAAUCCGAGUUUACUGAUGGCACAUGUGAGGAUCAGACCGGACGCUGUUACUGUAAACCAAACUACACGGGUGAGAACUGUGACCGAUGCGCUGAAGGAUACGAGCACUUUCCCACCUGUUACCAGGUCUACAUCAGUGGAGAGGCCAAACCUGCAGGGGAAAUCAUCAACUGUGAGUGCAACGCUGCAGGUACUGAAGGGAACUCCUGUCGGCCAGACCCUCGCACCAAUACAUGUGUGUGCAAACCUGAAUUCACUGGAGACCAUUGCGACACCUGCGCUCAUGGAUAUUUCGGCCAUAACUGCCAACGCUGCCAGUGUUCAGGCCAGGGUUGCCAGGAUGGGUCAUGUGAUGCAGGAACGGGUCAGUGUACGUGUCACCCCGGGUUUCAGGGUUAUUCAUGCGAGCAGUGCGCGCCCGGCUACUUCAACUACCCACUGUGCCAAUUUUGUGGCUGUAGCAUUGAAGGCUCUACUCCUGAGAUGUGUAAUUCAGCUGGUCAGUGUUUGUGCAAGCCGGAGUUUACUGGUCCUCGCUGUGAGCAGUGUCGCUCUGGCUCCCACUCGUACCCAGACUGCGAAGGGUGCACUUGUGACCCCCGUACAUCUCUGGACCCCAGCUGUAGCGUCUCAGGACAGUGCUACUGCAGGCCCAACUACAGCGGGCCCAGAUGCGACCAGUGCGCACCAGGAUACUACGGUUAUCCCAGCUGCAUACCAUGUCAGUGUUCAGCGGAGGGUUCUCGGUUCAGUUCCUGUGAUCUAGUGUCUGGUCAGUGUGUGUGUCUGCCAAACAUUGUGGGGCAGAGGUGCGAUAGCUGCAGUCCUGGAUCAUAUGACUUUCCGACCUGUGAAGCUGGGACCUGUAAUCCAUCAGGCUCUGUGCAGAAUGAAAUCCUGCCAUCCGUGGGUUCUUGUACAUGUCGGCCCUAUGUAGAGGGGGUGGCGUGUGACCGCUGUAAGCCUCUUUACUGGAAUCUUUCUCCUGAUACACCAUAUGGAUGCUCAGCUUGUGAUUGUAAUACAGUAGGAACUCUGAGCGGAGUAGCAGAAUGCACUCAGAGUACCGGCCAGUGUUACUGUAAACCCAACGUGUGCAGUGGAACCUGCUCCGUAUGCAAAGAAGGAUACUACAAUCUGCAAAAAGACAACUACUUUGGGUGCCAAGGCUGUCAGUGUGACAUCGGAGGUUCAGUUGGACAGGCGUGUGAUGACAGAUAUGGUCGCUGUCGGUGCAGGCCCAAUGUGGAGGGACCCAAAUGCAACCAACCUCGGCCAGAUCAUUAUUUCCCUGACCUGCACCACAUGAAGUUUGAGGUGGAGGAUGGCACCACCAUGGAUGGGCGUUCGGUGAGGUUUGGUUACAAUCCUCUGGAAUUUGAGAGCUUUAGCUGGAGGGGGUACGCACAGAUGUCUGCUAUACAGCCACGGGUUCUUGUUGAGGUGGUGGUUGGCUCCCCAGACCUGUUUCAUGUGGUCUUGCACUAUGUGAACCGCGGUGGCAUGGACGUCAGGGGGCGGGUCUCUGUGAUCGAGGACGGCAGGCACUUCAUGUGUGGUAAUUGCUCUGAGCAGUCCAAACAAAUCGUCUUUGCACCCAGUUUAGAACCCACAUUUGUCAACGUGCCCCAGAACAGUUAUGUGGAGCCAUUUGUCUUGAAUCCUGGCACCUGGACUGUUAUUAUAGAGGCAGAGGGUAUUCUGCUGGACUAUCUGGUGCUGCUGCCCAGCGCGUAUUACGAAGCUCCCAUCUUGCAGCUGAAAGUGACUGAACCUUGUACAUACAGCCAAACGCAGGAUGCCAGUCAAAACUGUCUGCAGUACAUGUAUCUGUCUCUGGAUGAGUUCCUGUCUAUCUCUGGAAAUGAGGCAAACUGUAGGUCUGAUAAUCAUCUUCCUCGGCCCUGCCACAAUGAAAAGAUCACUCCUCGACACCCAAGCAUGGCCAUAUGCAGCGGCAAUGAUAUAAGUGUUCAGCUGCGGGGUCGUGUGCCUGUUCCUGGAGAUUAUGUUUUGGUGGUGGAAUACGCCAGUGAAGAUGAAGCCCCUCAAACACUCAUUGUGUCUGUCAACUCACCAGGCGAACGUACUCACCAAGAACAAAUAACACUGCCACACUGCAAAUACAGUUUCCUGUGUCGCGCCGUGUCUGUAGACGACAUGAAUCGUGUGGCGGUUUUCACUCUCUCCACUGAGGCUGAUAUCCAGCUCAUGGCAGACAUAAGCAGUUUCUUCCUGCACAAAGUGUUCCUCAUCCCACGUGCUGAGUUCACCAUGGAGUACCUGAAGCCCAAAGUUCACUGCAUCAGCACACAUGGACACUUUUCUCCAGAUAGUGGCUCCUGUAUCCCGUCUCGCUUCCAGGAUCCUCCUCAGUCUUUGGUUCUGAAGGAGGGUCAGGCCUCCUCUGUGCCCGAGCCAGUUUUGGCUUCAGCCCCUGACCCCUCAUUCUAUGCAGACAGACCCUCAACCUCCGUACCACCAAAUGCAGCUGAUAACAAUGAACACAUGUUGCUGGACCCCAGUCAGAAUGCAGUAGUGUAUUCGACACGUGUGCACACAUUGGGUCGUUAUGUCUUCAUUUUGCACUAUCAUCAGCCCUUGCACCCAACCUACAACCUCCAGGUGUACAUCAACGGAGGACGCAUCUGGCAGGGUCAUGUCAACACAUCAUACUGUCCACAUGCUUAUGGUUGUCGUAGUGUUGUUAUGUCGGAGAACCAGAUUAUUCUGGAUGUGACUGACCAUGAGGUCAUUGUGACCCUGCGUGUACCAGACAAAAGGACAUUGUGGCUGGACUAUGUUCUGGUGGUACCGGAGAGCAGUUACAGCUCCAGCUUUUUGUCAGAGGAACUUUUGGACAAAUCCUAUGACUUCAUCAGCAACUGUGGACAAAACAGCUUUUAUAUCAAUCCUUCCACAGCGUCUCCAUUCUGCCGUAGCUCUGCUGCGUCUCUGUCCUCGUUCUUUAAUAACGGUGCUGUGCCCUGCGGCUGUCAUGAGGUGGGUGCAGAGAGCGACACUUGCGACACCUUUGGUGGACAGUGCCGAUGCAAACCCAACGUGAUUGGCCGAGACUGUUCUCAGUGUGCCACAGGCUACUACGGCUUCCCCAACUGCAGACCAUGUAACUGUGGUACACGUUUGUGUGAGCCCAUCACUGGUGAAUGUAUCUGUCCUCCACGAACCCUGGAGCCAGAUUGUGUCACCUGUCAGCCACAGACAUUUGGCUGUCAUCCUCUGGUGGGCUGUGAGAUGUGUAACUGCUCCAGACCUGGAAUCACCUCACAAGACAUCACCUGUGACACAAACAACGGCCAGUGCAGGUGCAAAAACAAUGUUGUCGGGCGUCAGUGUGACAGGUGUGCCCCGGGGUUCUAUGGGUUUCCAAACUGUAGACCAUGUAACUGCAAUGAGGCGGGAACUGAGAAAGAAGUGUGUGACCCCUUCUCCGGACACUGUUUAUGCAAGGAAAAUGUGGAGGGAUCUCGCUGUGACCGGUGCAAACUGGGAACGUUCCACCUGGACCCCACUAACACCAAAGGCUGCACCAAGUGUUUCUGCUUUGGAGCCACGGAUCGUUGCCAGAGUUCUGAUAAACGCAGGAAUGAGAUCAUGGAUAUGCGUGGUUGGGUGCUGUUAAGAAGUGAUAGACAGGAAGUGCCUGUAUCUGUGCACCACGAUCAAGAGCUAAUAGAGGCCGAUCUCAGUGAUGUACCUGACGUCUCACAGGAACUCCAUUGGCUCGGUCCCAGCGCUUACCUCGGGGAUAAAGUAUCGUCUUACGGAGGAUAUAUUCGCUACCGCUUGCACACGCAGACGAUGCGGGGUGAUGCCUUUCUUCCGGCAGAAACCUCUCGUCCUGAUGUUAUACUUAAGGGAAAUCAGAUGACUGUGGUGUAUAUGGAGAGGGAAUAUCCCUCCCCUGAAGAUCCCCAUGAAGGAAUUGUCCAUCUGGUUGAGGAGAGCUUCAGGCAUGCUCAGACGGGUAACUCUGUGUCCCGUGAGGAGCUGAUGAUGGUUUUGGUGGCCCUGGAGUCCCUGCAGAUCAGAGCGCUUCAUUCUCAAUCUGCCCAGUCGGUGUCGCUGCGUGCCGCUGUGCUGGAGGGGGCUGAAAACCUGCCCUCCGGUCGCCAUGCCAACAAUGUAGAAAUUUGUCUUUGUCCAGGAAACUACCUGGGAGAUUCCUGUCAGAAAUGUGCUCCAGGCUACUACAGGGACACUAAAGGACUGUUUCUUGGAAAGUGUGUUCCCUGCAACUGUAAUGGUCACUCUGAUGAGUGCCUGGAUGGAUCGGGUAUAUGCGUGAAUUGCCGUCACAACACUGCAGGAGAUCAUUGUGAGAAGUGCCAGGGUGGCUUUCAUGGCAACAACACUAUUGAUGGGCAUGCAGUGUCUUGCUCCAGCUGUCCCUGCCCAAUGCAGGUGGCAUCAAACAAUUUUGCCAUUCGCUGUGUGGAGAGGCGCAAUCUUAUGCAGUGUCUGUGCAUGCCUGGUUAUGCUGGAUCCAAGUGUGAAAGGUGCGCACCUGGCUACUAUGGAAACCCUAUGGUGAUUGGCAGUACGUGCCAACCAUGCAACUGCAAUGGAAACUCAGACUCCAACAUGCUGUUCAGCGACUGCCAUCCUUUGACAGGAGAGUGUCAGAGCUGCAUGCACAACACUGCCGGUGUGCACUGUGAAAUCUGUGCCCCUGGUUUCUAUGGUGACGCUCUCAAUGCUAAGAACUGUACCAGAUGCAACUGUUCCCCCUGUGGCACUGCGCAUUGUGACCCUUACACCGGGCAGUGUCACUGUAAGCCUGGUGUUGUAGGUGCCCAGUGUGACCGCUGUGAGAAUGGUGGGUUCGGGUUUGAUUCGUGCACUGGCUGCCAAAAGUGUGAUUGCGAUGCGGCAGCGGCACUGGUUCAGCCGUGUGAUCCUGUCAGCGGAUCGUGUUCCUGUCAGUCUGGAGUUAAUGGACCAAACUGCCGUCAGUGUGCACCAGGGUACUGGGACUAUGGUCCUAAUGGCUGCAAGAAGUGUGAUUGUAAGGGCAGUCGCUGUGAUCCUCGCACAGGGGAGUGUCACUGUGGAGAAGGUCUAACAGGAAAACAGUGUGACACGUGUGUUGACAGACACAGUGUCCCUGUGCAACACGGGACAGAUAUGUACUGUGAACCAUGCGACAACUGUGUGAUGGUUCUGCUGGCUGAUCUGGACAAAAUAAAUCAGCUUUUUGAGAAUGUUACCGAGCAGACGACCAAUCUGAACACCAGCUCCUUCGCCUGGACUCAGUUAAACCAACUUAAUGUGUCUAUGGAGGCUAUUGCUAAUGCUAUAGCAAACUAUAACAGCACUCUGGAUGAGAGCAGAAAUCGGGCCAACAUGCUUGAAGUAGACCUCCAACUCACUGAUUCAGACAUUAAAAAGUUAGAGGACAAGGCCUCAGUUACACAAAAGAAGGUAACAGAUGUCGUAGACAGCACCAACUCAACAUACAACAGAGCACAAGACUUACUCGGCUUUAUCAAGAAUAUCAUGGGAAAUGUGCAAGACAUUAUACAACAUGUAAACCUGACAGCACAGAAUGAAAGCAAAACAAUGGAUGACUAUGAACUUGCUCGGAAGAUAGAUGAGGUCGAGUCGAUGCUCAGAGACAUGCGCUUCAAAACAUUUGACUUUCAGAAGACACUAGCAAAAAAUGAACUGGACAACGCCAACAACUUGGUAGAUCGUGUGGAGAAAGACAUGGCCAACCGUACACUGAAUAAUGAGGCUCUGGCAAAGGACGUCAAAAACAAACUAAAACAGUUUAACCAGCAACUGAUGGACCUGAAAGAUGCUCUCAAUGAGGCGGUCAAGCAGACAACACAAACUGCAGAGAACAAUAAGAAUAAUGAGAAACGCCUGGAUGAGCUUCAGAAAAUAAUCAAUAAGUUGCUGGAGAAGCAGAAGGAAGUGGAGCAGCAGUUACAGAUGGCAGAAGAUGAUGUCACCAAAGUCAAUGAUCUGCUCUCAAUGCUUAAGGACUCUAAAGAGGAAUACGAGAAUAUGGCUGCUGAGCUGGAUGGGGCGAGGACGCAGCUGAAUGAGACGUUGGAGAAGUACGCCCCAUCUGCCAGUAAAAUCCUCCUGGUGGAGAGUGCAGAGAAACAUGCUGAAAUGCUCGACCAGCUGGCCAGGAAUCUUUCCAGUCUGAUAUCAGGCUCAAACCAGGAUGGAUUCAUCCAGCGAGCUCUGAAUGCAUCUCGUGCAUACACCAACAUUAUAGACAGUGUACAGGAAGCUGAGGUCGCGGCCAAGAAAGCCAAUGAAUCUGCAACAGAGGCUCUGAAGAAAAUAAAUGACAGCGAUCUGGCCCAAACCGCUGCUUCAAUGAAGAACCAGAGUACUGAUCUUCUGACAAAUGCAGAGGAGCAAAAGAACAUCAGUGAAGGUCUGAAGCCCCUCGUGGAUUCCAUAAAGAAGAAUUUGAGGAAGGCUGUGAAUAAGAAAGACAAGCUGCUCGAAGACCUGAAGAAGAUCAAAGACAACCUCAACAUCAGCCGAGACGACAUAGCGAAGAACAUCGCAGACGCUAAGAGCGCAGUGGAGCAGGCUAACAACACGGCAACUAACGUCACCGACACGCUGGCUCCAUUAAAGAAACAGCUAGAGGAAUGGCAGAAGCAAUAUGGAGAUUCUAACGCAACCAACGAUGAUAUCAACAAGGCACUAAAUGACGCCAACGCAUCAGUGACGGCCCUGAGCGACACUCUUCCAAAGCUCAUGAAGAAGCUGGACCGUCUGCAAAACACCACACUUCAGCCGUCCAACAUCUCAGACAGCAUCCAGAGGAUCCGACAGCUCAUCGAGCAGGCUCGCAAUGCCGCCAACAAGGUGGGCGUUUCCAUGCAGUUUAAUGGUAAAUCUGGAGUACAGGUGAGGACGCCCAGUAAUGUGGCUGAUCUGGCAGGAUAUUCAAAUCUACAAAUGUACGUCAAGCUCCCUCGUCCGAACCGCAGACGCCGGCAGGCCGAACCCGACAAACCCCAGUUUGUCUUCUAUCUCGGCAAUAAAGACUCUACUAAAGAUUAUAUGGCAAUGAUGCUGGAAGGUGCAAAGCUGCGCUGGUACUUUAACGUGGGAGGAGAUACAGCUAAUGUUUUAAUGGACAUGAGUGUGAACAUGGAUUACUUUAACCAUCUCGUCCUAGAGAGGACUCUCCAGUACGGUCAGAUGGCAAUGGCCACUGAUUCAGAAGGCACAAAAAUAACAAAGGCAAGCUUGAACGCAGGAGGUGAAUAUGGCUUACUUAACCUCCCGGCCGAGGAGACUGUAUUUUAUGUCGGCGGUUACCCCAGCACCUUUAAUCCUCCAGAGAUUCUGAAUGCUACGACAUCGAACUUCUUCAAAGGUUGCGUUGAGUUGCUGAGUCUGAACCAGAAGCUCAUCAGUCUCUAUAACUUCGAUCAGACGUUUGAAUUGAACACCACAAUUGACCUGCCUUGUUCAAGGAAAAGGCCAGUAAACACACCAGAUUGGGUUGUUGACGGUGUGUAUUUCGAUGGCUCGGGUUACGUUGAAGUUUUGUUCAAUGUGCCGAGCACCGACACGCAGAGGUUUGAGCAGCAGGUCAAACUCGUCUCACAAAACGGAAUUCUCAUGUUGUUCCUCAAUGGGGAUAAGUAUGUGUGCAUUGCCAUUCAUGAAGGUCUUCUCAAAGUCUUCUUUAAUGUUAAUGGAACACUGGCACUAGAGCCUUUAAAAGAGAUGGAUUCAUCUAAAAUAGCAAUUGGAAACACUCAGUCGAAAUUUAUGAAUGUCUACCUUCAAAGAAAACAAAAAAUGGUAGUGAGGAUAGAUCGUGUCAUCAUCUACACCCUAACAAGCGAAGAACUUAUCUUCCCAGGCCGCUACUUCCUGGGUGGAGUGCCUGAUGAUGAGAUGCCAGAGGGGCUGAGGAGUAUUUUCCCUAACGGUGGCUCCAUAAAGGGCUGUCUCAGGCACAUCAAGGCUCUUCAAAGCUUCGUUCAGAUCAAGAUCAUGAAGAGCGCAGGAAUCAGCUACGGUUGCCCCGAAGAUCUCCUGUUAACUCGUGAGGCUCAUUUCACCGGUGAUGGUUAUCUGGGAUUACAACUGGCUGAUGUACCGGAUAUCCAAGACAAUUUUUAUGCCGGUGUCGGCUUCAGAACAGAGCACCAGGACGGGCUCAUGUUUUAUCAUCAAGGCCAGAGCGCUGUGUGUCAGGUUCUCUUAGACAAGGGUCAUGUAGUUAUUAACAAUGGCAAAAAAGAGGUCCGGUCACAGAAGACCUACAAUGAUGCCAACAGUCACUAUGUAGCCUUUUACAGCAAACCAGAUGGGUUGCGCAUUUAUAUAGACGAUGUGCUUGAGUCUGGUGAAGAGACCGGUGGUGACAGCAGAGUAACCAGCAGGGCGGCGCUGCAGCCUGAUAUGACUUAUGUGGGUGGGCUUCCUGAAUCAAGCGACAUCCCCAACAUCACCGGCUGCAUCAGCAACUUCUUCAUAAAGAGAACGGUUGAUAUGCAGAACGUGGAGGAUCUGAUAAAAGCUAAGGACAGUAAAAGUUACGCAUUUCAGUGUCCGGCAUCGUCAAAGCCACUGGAGAUUAUAGACACUCCACGGAAAAAGAGCACAAAGAAGCUUAAAGCAGUUUCAAGAAGUCGUAUGGCACAGGGUUCCUGCCAGCCUGAGAUGUCUGUCGAGGAGGCCGACGCCCUCCAUUUCAGUGGCUCCUCCCACAGCCACCUGCGUUUCGAUGAUCUCCCUCAGGCUUUUAGCAAAUCGCCUCACAUCUCUCUCAGCAUGCGUGUGAACUCUUCGAGUGGGAUGAUCUUCCACGUCGCCGGAGGGAAGAACCAGAGAACCAUGACGCUGUCUCUGCAUGACGGCAACCUGAUGCUGCUGGUGAACGGAGGAAAGAGGAAGACCACCAUACGCAGCAAGAAGAAAUACAACGACGCCCUGUGGCACACGGUGUUCGUGAAAGUGGAAGACGAUCGGGCGUCUCUGACGGUGGAUGGAAUCGACGUUCAAAAUAAGAGAGCACCAGGUGGAGGAAGAAACAUAUUUGGAGGUCCGCUUUACAUCGGUGGACUUCCUUCAGACCACACUGCAGCUACGCCUGGUUUUAUUGGCUGUGUGAAGGAUGUGAAACUGAAUGAGGUGGCGCUUCAGAGGCCGUCUCACAGUAUAGGAGUGAUACCCUGCUACCAACAACCCCUUCAGCCCGGUGUUUACUUCUCCAGUCAGGGAGGACAUCUGAUCAUUGACGAGUCACUGGUGUUGGCUCAAGAUCUGGAGAUCCUUUUGGAGGUUCGGCCCGUUUCUGAUUCUGGCCUCCUGCUGCACGCCGGAGCCAAGAAGAGUCAACAGCUGAGUGUUUACCUCGAUCAGGGCCAGGUGACCGUGUUAGUGAACAGUGGAAGUGGAGAGUUUUCAGUGAAUCUCAGACCAGAAGAGUCCAUCUGUGAUGGAGUUUGGCACAGUUUAGCAAUUGUGAAGAAGAGUAAUGUAAUCCAGUUGCAUGUGGAUGCAUCGAGUGAACAUGGAGUCGGUCCAAAACUAAACCGAUCUAAUGGAGGCAAAGAGACCGUCUAUCUCGGGGGUGUACCAGGUACUAUCGUAGUUCCAGGUCUUCCGUCUGAUCUUUCGUCUUUCCAUGGAUGUGUGAGGAAGGUCAAAUUGAAUAACAGGGACAUCACGCUCUCAAAACCUCUUUCGGUGUCUGGAGCCGUGGGGACUCAAGGCUGCCCCGUCUCAUAGUCCACAACUACAUUACCCAUUAAACACACUGACACUAUCAGAUCAGAAGGUGGUGGGUUUACGUUACAGUUUAACUUAAGAUAUUUAUUUAUCAUGACACCCAUAUAUGCAAGUUUUUUAUUCAAAAUGAGCACUGUAAGUGCAGAGAAGCCACUGAUUAAAUAAAUAUAUCUGUUUAAAGCUGUAAGCAGGGCUUCAUAUGAAUACUGAAGCUGAUAUUGUACCAGAUUGAAAACAUUCCCUAGAUACAAUCAUGAAUCAAUUUGCUCAUCUGGAUAUUAACUGUGACCAUUCACCAUGAAAUGAGUUUUAUGGUACUUUUAAAAACACUGGAGUUCAGUUUACUUUGGAUGUGAUACUCUGAGAUACCUCAUUUACUGUAUGGCACCUUUAUAUUUUAUUAUCUAAAAAAAAAAAAAUAAUCACUGGAGUUAAAACUCUUUUGUCAUUUUCUCUCAUUCCCUUCAACUAUAGCUAUUGUAUUGACAAUAAACAAUUCCUUACAUUA
Messenger RNA from Paramisgurnus dabryanus, 11740 nucleotides. It is a transcript of the gene lama5, whose product is annotated as laminin, alpha 5. Lineage: Eukaryota; Metazoa; Chordata; Actinopteri; Cypriniformes; Cobitidae. The record is from RefSeq and is a predicted model, not a curated record. Gene Ontology annotation, cellular component: basement membrane. Gene Ontology annotation, molecular function: extracellular matrix structural constituent; signaling receptor binding. Gene Ontology annotation, biological process: tissue development; axon guidance; cell adhesion.